AUGGCUAGUUCUUUAGUGUUCGAUUGUUGUAUAGUAGUAACAAGCUUGUUUAUGUCCCUAAACUUUUCUUCUGCUCAAUCGACGAGGGCUUUCUUUGUUUUUGGCGAUUCACUUGUAGACAGUGGCAACAAUGAUUUCUUGGCUACCACUGCACGCGCAGAUGCUCCUCCUUAUGGCAUUGACUUCCCAACACACAAACCCACUGGACGCUUCUCUAAUGGCCUAAACAUCCCUGAUUUAAUCAGCGAGCAGCUUGGCUUAGAGCCUACUAUGCCGUAUUUGAGCCCUUUACUAAUCGGAGAGAAGCUCCUAGUUGGUGCCAAUUUUGCAUCUGCGGGGAUAGGGAUUCUUAAUGAUACAGGAUUUCAGUUUUUGCACAUCAUUCACAUCUACAAGCAGAUGAAGCUAUUCGCACAUUACCAACAAAGGUUGAGUGCACAUAUUGGUGAGGAGGGGGCUCGGAUACUAGUAAACAAAGCACUAAUUCUCAUCACUCUUGGAGGCAACGAUUUUGUGAACAAUUAUUACUUGGUCCCCUAUUCAGCAAGAUCUCGCCAGUUUUCUCUCCCAGACUACGUGAAAUAUCUCAUAUCCGAGUACCGCCAAGUCCUGAGGAGGCUUUAUGAUUUGGGAGGACGUAGAGUUCUUGUAACGGGUACGGGACCAAUAGGGUGUGUACCUGCAGAGUUAGCAAUGAGAAGCAGAAAUGGUGAAUGUGACACGGAACUCCAGAGAGCUGCGUCCUUAUACAAUCCACAACUUGCUGAAAUGAUCAAAGGACUCAACCAAGAAAUUGGCGCUGACGUCUUCAUUGCUGCAAAUGCAUAUCAAAUGCACAUGGAUUUCGUUACCAACCCUCAAGCUUUUGGAUUUGUGACAUCAAAAAUAGCUUGCUGUGGGCAAGGCCCGUUCAAUGGGAUUGGACUAUGCACAGCCCUUUCGAACUUGUGUCCAAAUCGAGACCUAUAUGCGUUUUGGGAUCCAUUUCACCCAUCGGAGAAAGCUAACCGAAUCAUAGUGAACCAGAUCCUAACUGGCUCCACCCAGUACAUGCACCCCAUGAAUCUUAGCACCAUCAUGGCCCUUGAUUCCAUGGUUUAA
Molecule: messenger RNA, 1101 nt
Organism: Abrus precatorius (Indian licorice)
Lineage: Eukaryota; Viridiplantae; Streptophyta; Magnoliopsida; Fabales; Fabaceae
Product: GDSL esterase/lipase At5g33370-like
Exons: 5
Coding region: 1-1101 (366 amino acids)
Molecular function (GO): hydrolase activity, acting on ester bonds
Source: RefSeq, a predicted model, not a curated record